This is a messenger RNA of Colletotrichum navitas, 849 nucleotides long. RefSeq lists its product as uncharacterized. NCBI's taxonomy places the organism in Eukaryota, Fungi, Ascomycota, Sordariomycetes, Glomerellales, Glomerellaceae. The record is from RefSeq and is a predicted model, not a curated record. The annotation marks the transcript as partial. The transcript has 6 exons.
AUGCUGAAACGAGACCCCAGUUACGAGAGAGAGAUACGGCUUUGGGUCAUCCUCGGAGUCGUUGUCGUGCUCGUGCGCUUUGCUGUGAGAAACAAAACAUAUGGAUUCAGCCUCAAGGGUGACGACUAUGCUAUGAUGGUGACCUGUAUUCUGUGGGUCUCCUCUUUUGUAGUACUUGACAUUAUAUAUCAAUGCGGCACCAAUCUAGAUCUCGAGCCAGCUCAGAUUCAAGCCUUGUCGGAUGAUGAAAUCGUACGUGUCAUUCGUGGCUCCAAAUUUCAACAAGUGGCUUGGUACUUAUAUCCAACGAUGUUAUGGUCUAUGAAAUGCGGUGUACUGCUUUUUUAUAAACGAUUAACCCUCGACUUGUGGCGCGAUUUCAGAAUCUUCAAGUACUUAGUCUGGUUCACAGCUCUAUCCUACGUUUCUGUGAUAGGCACAGUUACUUUCAGCUGCCUUCCAUACCAAAACAAUUGGGGCGUGCGACCUCUAUCAAACGAUAGGUGCCUUCACAAGACUCAAAACUUACUUGUUACUACCUUCUUCAAUGUCAUCACCGACGUAGCAAUUCUAAGCCUGCCUAUUCCCACUCUUGGGAAGAUGCGAGUGUCUGUUUACAAGAAAAUCUUAAUCAUGGUACUCGUAUGCUCCGGUAUUUACUUUAUAGCCGCCGCGAUAAUGCGGGUCGUUGUUACGUUGAAUGGGGAGCGCUCGACCAUUGUCGUAAACCUUUGGGGCACCCGAGAACUCGGCGUUGGUCUCGUAGCCACCAAUGCUCCUUCACUACGUCCCUUGGUUUCUCGCAAAUUUUGGCAGCGGAACAAUGGGUCCCCGCCUCGAAAUCAAGAG